Molecule: messenger RNA, 348 nt
Organism: Aspergillus welwitschiae
Lineage: Eukaryota; Fungi; Ascomycota; Eurotiomycetes; Eurotiales; Aspergillaceae
Exons: 1
Coding region: 1-348 (115 amino acids)
Source: RefSeq, a predicted model, not a curated record
AUGUCCCACAGCCACAACAACUACCACCCAGUCGCCUCAGCAGACAAAGUCCCUACCAUACACACAAUCCAGCCCAUGAAACGCUCGACUUCCUACUCUCCCACCCAAGAGAGUGACGAAGAGUACAAGCAACACGUCAAGAAAGACAGCGCGAGCAGCACAGUAGCCUGUGGCAACGACCAUAAAGUGAAAGCCGCGCUGACAGAGCUUCUCAACGACGACGGAGUGAGAUGCAAUGCGCGCGGAAGCAGAUCGGUGCAGAACUUGCUGAUGGAUACGGAGAAGGCGCUGAGGAAGCAGCGCAGGGAGUCGCUUUCGGGACGGGCUUCGAUUUCGGUGGCGAAGUGA